Durusdinium trenchii is the source of this 4653-nucleotide messenger RNA. The record is from the annotation of a GenBank genome assembly. NCBI's taxonomy places the organism in Eukaryota, Dinophyceae, Suessiales, Symbiodiniaceae.
AUGAAACUAGCACAUGGUCUUUGCGGGACAAUCCUUGCUGCACUUUGGCUGGCCUUAGUGAUUUCCUACGUGGCUGCACCAUGCAAGUUGAUUGAGGAGCACAUGUACACUAUGGCCUUGUUUGCCUGUCAAAGUUUGGAUAGCUUUCCAACUGAACUGCCGACCUUGACAUUAGUAUUCUUCUUGGUCCUGUGCUUGGUACUUGUACCAGGGACGGUCGUACAAGUCUCCGCCGUGAGGUGGAAUGUCAUGCUUCACAGUGUUGGUGUCGCUACACUCGCAGCUUGCAUUUUGAAAGUGUGCCUUUUGUAUGGCGAAUCCCGAUCACUGCUGAAGGACAGUUUGGUGUUCACAGGGAUCGUCACAGGAAGAGCCGCAGCUAUGUAUCUGGGCAUGCUGUUGCUGGCCAUCUCAAGACGGUCCAUCAUUUCAGAUCGGUGGAACUUGGACUACCCAAACAUGAUCGCUUUUCACAGGCCCGUUGGGUGGUGGGUGCUGUGGAUGAGUUUGCUCCACUCAUUGGCAUUUGGAUUCUAUUACUUAUGCCGUGGCGGUUGGAGAGAGCUUUUGGAGGCUUGCCUACCAGUUGCUGUGCGCUGUGAUGGUUCUGAUCACUGUUGGAACACCUUGGGCCUUGUCAAUGGGUUUGGUGUCGUGGCAACUGCAGCCACCAUCAUCCUGGCGGUCUCCUCCCAGAAAGUGAUCCGUCGACGUUUCUACAACCUCUUCUAUUUCACCCAUCUGGUGACAUCCUUUGUCUUCAUGCUGUUCUGCGGUUUGCAUGAUUUUGCCAUGGUGAUUCUCAUGUUUCCUGGACUUGUGUUCUACGUGAGAGAUCGCUUUUCUGGCCUUGUUUCCUUGCGCGGCAGCACCGAAGUGACAAUCAACAUCUUGUGCCGCAGUGAAACUUCAUCUUUGGUCAUGUUCUCCUGGUAUCCUGCCGAGGGAAACAGGGGAUCCCAUCUUUUGCCCGGCACUCGUUGGGUGUAUUGUCGGCAGAAGACCAUUUCCGGUUUGGAAUGGCAUCCCUAUUCAACCAUUUUUCAUGGAAACCGGGCGUUCAUUUUGUUGAAGGCUGCAGGUGAUUGGUCAACCUCACUAUGCAAUUCGGCCACCAGAGAUACAUUGAGACUUGACAUCGAAGGUCCAUAUGGCAAGUCCAGUGACAGUUCUGGGCGGCUUGGCUCUGGGGAUCAGGUGCGUACACUGUUGAUCGCAGGAGUCAGGAGGGUGAGAUUGGUCACGCCGACCGGGUUGGCCACGAUGGAGAUCUUUGACCUGACGAAGGACGACUCUCCUGAGGAGCUGAUGGCGGAGGAUGAUGAUGAGUCAGCCUUGCAAGUGAUGGCAAUCCGGAAGUGUGACGAGAUUCCGGAUGAGGUGGAGGAGAUCUUCUACGACUGCCAGAGCGGUGAUGAGAGCACGUCAUUGCGGACUCCAUCGAUGGAAGACACAGGAAGUGAUGCCCUACGAGCCCAAUCCAAAGAUGUUGAGGGCCAAAUUCAGAAUUUGUGCAUGGUGAGGAACGAGGCUCCCAAUGUCGUGAUGACGCUCGAUUCGGGAGCAGAUGUGUCAGUGGCACCAGAGCAGUACUACGCCCUGGGACUACCUGGUCAUCAACGUUCCACUUGCAUGAUGGAUGCUCAAGGAGGUGCCAUCAAGAGCGCCGGAAACAGGCGACUUCGACUACAAGCCUACACCAGAGCAGGAGAGAUGGUGGAGUUCGUGGAGCAGUUUGCUUUGGGUGUAGGUGUGACUCACCCCUUGAUGAGUUUUGGACGUCUGCUCAAGCAAGGAUGGGUGCUCUCUCGAGACAGCCAAGGCCUCUACGUGGAGCACAAGGAGAAGGACUUGAAGAUCCCAGCUCGGCUUGAGAGGAAUUCACUGGUGAUGGACGUGAGAGUUUGUGCAGUCCGAGCUGAGGACAAUGAGACGCAGGAGAUGGAGGCCAUGGCUUCGAAUGACAAGGACAUUCAGGAGAGUGCCCCGACCGUGACAGCAGAAGCACACUCCAUGGAACGAGGAGUGAAGAGGAGUGUCGAGGAGCAAGAGAAAGAGAAGAUGAAUGAAGAGGAGGAUCAACAGAUGUUGGCUUUGAUGCAAGAACUGUCAAAGCAGGGCAGCCAGAGAUCACCGGGCUACACUACAGAGGAGUCCGGAGAUGUCAUUGUGGAAGCCAGCAGCAGUGAAGAUGGAAAGGUGCAAGCCUGCAUGGCGAGGUGGCAGAAUUGGAAGCUGCGGAAGGGCAUGGUGAAGGACGGACCUAUGGAGCUGUCGGACAGCCCAGUGGUGGAUGUGAUGGAGGACAAUCAUGUGUUCCCGGUUCGAGGAGAAGCAACGAGCCUGUAUGGAUUUAUCUCGAGAGAACUUGCGUUGCUCGAGAAGAUGCCUGGCUGGCACGCUCUACCCAACGGGAUCGUCGUUCACUCCAGUCCUCAGGCAACUCAUUUUCUGGACCCAAGCCUUUCAUUUGGUCCAGAGUGGUGUGGACGGAUGACGUUGUUGAAGAAGAAGGACAACAGUGGAGCGCGGGAGCAGGUGGAGAGUUUGGCAAACUAUGUGGACACUCCGUUGCCAUACCGACCAUUGCCGGGAGGACCUCGUGCGGCGUUGACCUUUGUUGCACCGGGAUUGAUCCGUGACUACUUUGUGGUCAGCUCUGAGGUCCCAGUGAGCCAGUACCCCUUGCUGAGCGGGGAGCCAUCCUCGUGGCCGGACGAUGAGAGGGAUGAAGAAGGAGGUGAACUGCCAAUGUUGGCCGCUGGAAGUGGUGGACGACCAGAGAUCUUGGAAGAUGCUGCCUUCAUAGACCCCAACGAGCUGAGGAUCCAGAUAGACGAGACCUGGUUUGACAAGGAGACGAAAUUGAAGGACUUGCAGGAAAUUUGCAAGCAAUUGGGCUUGGCAACAUCUGGCUCCAAGAUCAAGGUGCUGCGGCGACUUCAAAGCUACAAACACCACCAGGAGGAGAAAAUGGCCUAUGAGAUCGCCCAGAGGUUGUUCAGUGAGAGCAGGCGAGAAGCCAUUCCGUUGAAGGCACCAAAGCUACCAAGCCGCCACGAGCAAGAACUUCAUCAGCUCACGCACCUACCCUUUCAGUCUUGGUGCCAACAAUGUGUCGCCACUCGGUCGAGAGAAGAUCCCAGGAGAAAAGAAGAUCAAGCUGACCGGAAAGACCGAGGAAGACCCGUGAUAAGCUUCGACUACGGGUUCACGUACACCACUGGUGUUCCCAAGGAUCGACAGUGGGGCACGGCUUUGUAUGUGGCAGAGUCAGAGUCCAAGGCCACCAUGUGCAUCCCGGUUCAGGCAAAGGGGAGUCUCCCAUGGCAGUACUCCGUGCAAGGCAUCCUCAUGAAGACGAAGUUUGCAGCACGUCAACGACUGGCAGAAGCAGCAGAGGAUGCUGUCGGUGACGAGCAGGUGGAGAAGGAGGCCAAGCUGAUCGGGGAACAAGUGGCUGUUGGCAUGUAUGGCCAUGGGCCCAUUGCAGGACCAAACACACCAGGUGUUCCUCCAGAUGGGUACCCCAAGACUCCAGGCAAGACACCCAUCGCUCCAACUCCGGCACCAAAGACGACGGCAGCGCGAACACCAACCAUUGUGCCGGUUCCAGCAACACCAGCAGCUGCAGCAGCACCCAAGACAGCACGUCCUGCACCUUCAGGUGACAAAAGUGACAGGCCUUUGGUGCCUCGAGAGCUCCCUCGAAUCCCGCUGGCAUCAGAAGAGGACGAGAGCCCAAAGAGGAAGGUAGUGAGACUUCCAAUCCCUGAGGCCAUGAGGGGUGAGCCAGCGCGGAACUUUCCACCAGGACCUCACGAGGUGGAGACAAGUCCGAAGAGGAGAAUCCAUGAGAUGGUGGCCGAGGAGGUGUUGCAACAACAGCUCAACGAUGUCAGCGAUGACGAGGACAUCGACAGAAGCAAAGGAAAACCUCCUGAAGUUGAUGAAGAGGAGCUGAAGAAGCUAGAUGCGGAGGUGGAGCUUGAGACAGAAGAGAAUGAGGGCACGGACACAUGGUGGGUUCGGCUGCUGAUCACUAUGAUCUGCCUGGCAAGUGUUGGGGCCUUGAGCUUGGCACGGAUGACUUUGCAGACAGUGCAGACAUGGUGCAGCAGGAGACGAGGUCACCAACAACCCGUGCAACGACAAGGAGAAGAUGAAGAAGAAGAUGAUGCGGAUGGCCCGCAUGUGAGAAGGGGAUUGCAAGAGGACACCAGCCAACAUGAAGAGCCACACUACGAGAAUGACCCCGAGAAGGUGAACAUGCAGUGGCAAAUAGUCCACCUAGAGGUGGCUGUGGCAGAGCAAGAGGAGAGAUUGAAGGAAGCCCGAGAAGAACGUGACCGUCAAGCACGUGAGGUGGUGAGAAUGUACAACAUGUGCUCUGAGCUGCGAUUUGAGCUCGAGGCGGUGAAAGAAGAGAGGGACAAAACCCAAAAGAAGGCUAUCCGGAUCGCCGGAACUGAUGAUGAAGACGUGGUCCGAGCAUGGGAAGUUGUUGAGGCAGCCAUCGAUUUUCAGUUCCUUCGCCAGAGAGCUGAGAUCUGCGUCUUCAUCACAUCGCAGCCUCUUUCUGACGAUGUUCCCACCCUGGAGACGAAGAUCGGAUCGGGCUUCGGUGGUGAAGAAGCCUGGCUUAAGGCUUAG